UUUUGUAGGCUAGUAGUCGGAAGGCCGACGUGCUGGUUCGCUUGACGUUACAACACUUCCAAACCUUUAUAAGGAUUAUACGACUCUCAAUACAUACAUUUAGCGUAAAUAUUUCCAUAACAGACAAGACAUCUUCUCCUUGAAUAGGAAAGAGUGAAAAGAUGCCCUCUGCGAUGAAUGGCGAUAGCUCGGUACACUCCACCAGUCCUGAGCUGGGCUCUGCCCCCGUGGCCUCGGCCGCCGGCGGAUCACAAACGGAGGCACUGAAGCAGGUCCUUACGGUGAUCGAGAAGAAGGUUCGCAACAUGGAGAAGAAGAAGGGCAAGCUGGAUGACUACCAGAGCAAGAAGAACAGAGGGGAGAACCUCAACACUGAUCAGCUGGAGGCCCUGGCUAAAGCCCAGGAGGUCACCCAUAAUCUGGAUUUUGCUCGGGAGCUACAGAAGAACUUUUUGGCUCUGGGGAUUGAUCUCCAGAAGGCGGAGCGCAAGGCGUGCCGGCGGGACCAGCUGCGGCGGGAGGAGCAGGAGCGGCGGCGGCUGCAGCGUCUGCUGGAGGUGCAGCUGCUGCUGGACCAGCUGGGGGAGGAGGCGGUGCGGGAGGAGCUGCGGCGGGGCGACGGGGACGCGGACCACCCCGUGCUCACCAACGCCCAGCUCGGCGCCCUCGACAACUUCUACAAGCUCGUCAACCCCGAGAGGGACGCCAGCGGCAGGUUGGCGGAGCAGUUUGAGGAGGCAUCAGUGCACAUGUGGGAGUUGCUGGAGGGCAAAGACAAGCCUGUUGCAGGGACCACUUAUAAAGCCCUGAAGGAGACGGUGGAUCGGGUGCUUCAAAGCGGUUACUUCCAGCGCGCACACACACAUCAGAACGGAGUGUGUGAGGAGGAGCUGUCCUCGGCAGCGGCGGCAGCCGUGGCCCCGUCGGAGUCAUCGGAGGCCGACGAGGAGCCGGAACCAGCAGUGGCAGAGGGAACACCUGAACCGGACUACACAGAGGUUGUCGUGGACACAAAAGAGUUCAUAAACAUGGAGCUCGUACCACAGGAUUCCCACAGCAGCACACAGGAAGAACCAGCGUCAGAGUGGAAUCAGGAGGCAGAGGUGUCGUUGCAUACGCAGCAGCAGCCGCAGCCGCCCCCCUCUGAAGCUCCUCCUCCUUCAGCUGGACCUGCCCCUCCAGUUGCCAAGGCAGCUGAUCCAGUGGUGCGCAAACAGGUGGUGCAGGACCUGAUGGCCCAGAUGCAAGGGACAUACAACUUCAUGCAGGAGUCUGUGCUGGAGUAUGACGGGCCAGCCAUGGAUCCAGCCAUAGUGUCCGUGCAGUCCAUGAGUCCCGCCCAUAACCUAGAGAGGACGCAGAUGGUUCACUCAGAAGCCCAGCUGCUCUCUCAGACCAGCGCUGUCCCACCACAGCCAGAGGUGUCUCUCCUCUCCUCCCCUCCUGAGGAUUUCUCCUCUGCUGCUCCUCUCUAUCCAACCCCCCACACCUCAGACCCUCUGCAGGCCUCGCUGUCCCUGUCGUCUGAGCAGCCUGCCGUGUCCUCCCUGCCCUCGGUGUCCCAGCCUCCCCCCACAGCUCUGCACACGGGGGGCAUUAACGUCAACGCCGCUCCAUUCCAGUCCAUGACGGCGGUGUUCAACCUCAACACGCCCCCUAUGCCUUCAGCCAAUGAGGUGGAGCAGCAAAAACUCUCUAGCCAGUACCAGAGCAGCUUCAGCCCCAGCUACAGCAGUCAGCCCGCCCACUCGGAGGAGCAGACAGACAUGCAGCCAGUGGUGGGCUCCUUCCAUUCCCAGGAAGCGGCGCACCAGGCCAUGGGGCAGGGGGCGGGGUUUAACCGGGCGGGGCAGCCCUUCUACGUGGCCAGCAGGGGCGGAGUCAUGAGCCGAGGAGCACCAAGAGCACCGCGUGGAGCAGUCAACGGCUACAGAGGUGGUUAUGAUGGCUAUCGGCCUCCAUUCCCCAGUGCUGUGGGGGGCAAUUAUGGCCAGACUCAGUUUGGGAACGCCCCUCGAGAGUACAGCAACAACACCUACCAGAGGGAUGGCUAUCAGCAGCAGGGUUAUAAGCGGGGUGCAGGGCAAGGUUCUCGGGGCGUCUCUCGAGGACGUGGAGGAUCCUUCAGAUACAGCCGAGGGAUGACCGCACACCAGACCAGCUAACAAGCACUUUUAAAGGGAGCACAGCCCUUAACUGCCCCUAAAUCCCCCACCCCAGCCCCCUCCUUCAAACCCCCAUCUGACCCCUCAAACACACUUACCGCCACCCUCCAUCCCACCCAAUCCUGACUGCUCCCCUUCUUCCUCCUCGCCCCCCCACUCCCCAGGGCCAGUGCCACUGCUCCGUCUCCGAGCUAACUGAACCCACUCCGACUGCCUUGUGUUGUGUGCAUUAACGGGAAACGAUCCAAAGACUGAAGCUCCACUGUGGCUCCUCUGAACACACUGCAGAGCCCAACCGUGCAGCUGCCUUAUUGUGGUAUACUCAAGAGCACGCCGAGCGUCGCCUGCUGCGGUAUUCUUUAUUCUCGUUCAGAAAGGCAUUCUGGAAAAAAAAACGGAUGUCAUUUCCUGUUCUAAACCUCGUUCAGAAAGGCAUUGUGGGAGAGCGGAGACAUGUUUUGACUGAGCGGUUCCAGAGCAUCAGUCAGGCUCAGUCUCAUAGUACACUCACGUACAGACCGACUAGAUCUCAAUGUCCACACUCGCAGACUUUGAGGCACUUUCCUGCUAAGUUUGUGAGGGUCCCACUGUCCAAUCGUGAGGUGCAUGAGGGCUUGCUCGCAGACUUUGAACCCUUUCUGUAAGUCAGAAAAUGACCAACAAUUUAUAGCAUGGUGACGUGAGGGUUUGCCAGUAGAGGAAGUCUAGAAGUAAAAAAAAAAAAAAGGUAAAUGACUGCCAUAGGUGUUUUUGGUGUUGUCAAUUUAACAUGAUACAUCACAGGUGUUGUUCCUGUUAAUGUUAAUACCAUUUGCAGCCUCUCAAACUCAUCGCUGAUGUAAUGAAGAUUUUUGAGAGUUCAAGACCUUAGACCUUAGGGGGGAUAUUGAGAUUCAGCCUCUUCUACGGACACCACUCCUCAUUCGCCUCCUGUAAGCACAGGACGUGUCUGCAGAAGGUUGCUGGUGGUUGUCGUCUGUUUAAUCUGCCUGGCUUGACUGUUAUUUCGAGCUCUGUUGGGAUGUGUUAACUAACACGUGGCGGUUUGUGAACACAAAUGAACACACAGGGUGUCUGUCUGCCUCUGAUUGCACUGAACAGCAUCUGAGCAAAUGUGAGCACUGCACUGUCUACGCUUUACAUUAAAAAACGAUCUUGCCAUGGAUCUUUUACUUGUG
Messenger RNA from Sardina pilchardus (European sardine), 3343 nucleotides. RefSeq names its product caprin-1-like. The transcript is spliced from 19 exons. The record is from RefSeq and is a predicted model, not a curated record. Gene Ontology annotation, cellular component: cytoplasm. Bases 162 to 2165 code for a protein of 667 amino acids. Gene Ontology annotation, molecular function: RNA binding. Lineage: Eukaryota; Metazoa; Chordata; Actinopteri; Clupeiformes; Clupeidae.